AAAACGAAGAGUUUCCCAAUCGUCAGGGUUACUCAUAUUGAUUGAAAAGUGGUCGAAAACGUAUAGCAAAGAACAAAAACAAUCUUUCGAAUUAAUAGAAAAUGAUGGAGUCCACAGAUUCUAUUUAUAUAACCGACAUGUUUCCAAUAGAAAGCUUGUCAAAAACCAAAUGGAAGAAUUUAAUAUACGCAGACAUCCGACCAUACUACCCAAUGAUACAGCUAUUGAACAAUCCAAAGGUUGUUCAAGACCUAUUAUUUUGAUCAAUUUCGACAUAUUGCCUACUCAAAUCAAGACUAUCUUUACAUACCUAGACAAAGAUAGACAAGUUGAACAAACGCAGAACAUUGAAUGCAAUAUACAACCAUUGAAUGGUUUCAUCACGCAAUCAAAGUUAUAUCAGAAACGAAUACUGCGCAUAACAAAUAGACAAAAGUUGCGUUUGGAAAAACACUUUGGUGGUUAUAUUAAAUUGUACUCAGAUUGCAACAAACAGAAUUGGAUGAAAAAAUUUUUAGUGGAUCCAGCAUCCGAAUUACUUAAUCUGGCUUUCGCAGAUGAGCGAAGUAGAAAGACUUUAGCAAACUAUGAUAGGAUAAAAACAAGCAAAAAUCGGCCAAAGGAAAUCCGAAAAUUGUUUGUUUCCUCAAAUCCAAACUUAGUUGAACAGCUUACAGCAAACCUUGAAAUAAACGAUUUUUUUAGAUUGAAUGAUAACAGCUGUGGUGCAGAAGACGAUUCAUUUACUACCUGUCAUCCAGGUUACAUCUAUUUUUUUAUGAUCCUAUAUCUGCAUUAUCUUAACAAGCGGUUGGGUGAAAAAUUAGAUAACAUAUUAGGACGAAAUUGGCAAGGAAAUAAUCUCUGGUAUGGCGUCUCGAUUGAUAAAUAUCUUUUGGAGACUGUUUUCGGCUCAAAAAAGAAAUUGGAAAAAUUGUUUUAUGCCGGUGGUAUACUUCAACAAGAUGACACGCUUCGAAAAUUAAAAAUCUGUACGCGUGGAGAGGAAAUUCUACCAGCUAUUCAACAAAAGCUAUUAGGUUUGAAUUUUAAGUUGAAAUCAUACUUUGUUGUUGCGCAAACAUUUUCAACGCAUAUUCAGCUUAGUUUACACCAAACUGUGAAACUAUCUUCAACCGGAGAAGAUGCAGCUUCGAUUAUUAUUCAAGAUGAAGUAUUACAUAUCGAAGAUGUAUACGAUACACUUUGUAAAAAUUUCAUGAAAUGCAUACAAACCAAUAAUUGUCAACUUAAAUAUUGCCCCGCGCACACGAAUGAGCAAGAUAAACGAUAUGAUUUUAAAUUAUUUGAAACAUAUAGCAAUAUAUAUCCAAAUUUAAAACCAUGCCUUGUUAAAUUGUUGGAACAAAACAGGGUAAAUUUGGACAUGAAUUCUAAAAUACAGUUGAACAUGAACAGCAAAUGCGCUUGUAGUAUCACUAUUUUUCUUCGUGACAUAAUUGAAGUAUAUCUUGUGUCAGUGGUAGAAAAUAUGGCAACAGAUAUAGUGGCUUCUUUAACAAACAAGAUGUUAUUUGGAAACUAUGUGCCGAAUUAUAUUUUUGUGUUUGGAGAUCCGUUUAAUCUGACUUAUGGUUCCGAGAUCCACACCGCAUACACCAUGAUAAUGCAAAAGGCGAUGGAUGAUGGCAUACACUUGAAAGAAAAAGAUACAAAGGCAUAUAUAUUAAGAGAUUCUAUUUUCCAAUUACUGGAGCUGCUUGUGCAGAGAAAAAAGCCAUACUUGUUAGAAAGGUUUGUCACUGGAACGUUGUGCCAAGUCUCAAGUGAAACAUACGCGCUGCGGGUUAAUACUACAGCAUCAGGCUUGUUCUACCCUUUCCUUCAAAUAAACAGUAAUGGUGAUACCGGAAACAUUAUUGGAAGGGAUGGUAGUUUCCUUGUAUUUAUUCAGAAAGGAAAACCAAUCUCAACAAAGGGUUUAAAAAUUCAAAUCUUUGUAAGGAGCUACGAGUUCGUCACUGAUAAGAAUCCGGAAUUAACUAUUCUUCAAUUGGAUAGUUCAAAACUUGUUGUUCCAGAGAUGUAUGCUCUGUUCCGCUACGACACGCCUGGUACAAAGUAUCGGAUAUAUACUAGUAAUUUGGCGGAUUCAGUUGUCAGAGUUAUGGUGGUAGAAUGUAAACAAAUCAGCUAUAAUUUAUCAAUAAAAAUAUCAAAAGGAUGUAUGGUCAGUAUUAAGAGCUAUAUUGGAUAUUCUUAUUACAGUUCCCUUAAUAUCAUUGAGCCAUUGACACUCGCUUAUAUUUAACAUAUCAUUGC
This is a messenger RNA of Mucor mucedo, 2283 nucleotides long. RefSeq lists its product as uncharacterized. Lineage: Eukaryota; Fungi; Mucoromycota; Mucoromycetes; Mucorales; Mucoraceae. The transcript has 6 exons. The record is from RefSeq and is a predicted model, not a curated record. Bases 170 to 2272 code for a protein of 700 amino acids.